Messenger RNA from Cordyceps militaris CM01, 1419 nucleotides. Its product is annotated as GTPase-activating protein. The transcript is spliced from 3 exons. Gene Ontology annotation, molecular function: GTPase activator activity. Gene Ontology annotation, biological process: COPI coating of Golgi vesicle. The record is from RefSeq and is a predicted model, not a curated record. Bases 1 to 1419 code for a protein of 472 amino acids. Lineage: Eukaryota; Fungi; Ascomycota; Sordariomycetes; Hypocreales; Cordycipitaceae.
AUGAGUGGCCUCGCGACGAAACAGCAGUCGCACAAGAUCUUUGAGAAGCUCAAGUCGAAGCUGCCUAACAAGACCUGCUUUGACUGUGGGCAAAACAACCCCACCUGGACUUCUGUCCCCUUUGGCAUUUACCUGUGUCUCGACUGCUCUUCGAACCACCGCAAUCUCGGCGUCCACAUCUCUUUUGUCCGCUCUACAAACCUCGAUCAAUGGCAAUGGGAACAGCUGCGAAUGAUGAAGGUUGGCGGCAACGAGUCGGCUGCCAAGUUCUUCCGCGCCAACGGCGGCACUGCAGCCCUCAACAGCAAGGACCCUAAAACCAAAUACCAGUCCAAUGCCGCCACUAAAUACAAGGAUGAACUGAAGCGACGUGCCGCCAAGGAUGCGCAGGCGUACCCCGAGGAGGUUGUCAUUACGGAUGGUGCCGAUGAUGGCUCUGCGACACCGGCCGGCGAGCCAGACGACGACUUCUUCUCGUCGUGGGACAAGCCGGCCAUCAAGCGCCCUACGCCCCCAAUCUCGCGUACGGCCACACCGCCUGUUGUUGGCCGCACACCGUCUCCUUUCAUCAAUGCCGGCCAGGAUGGCUCACGAUCCGCGUCGCCCCUAGCUAAGGCUGAUGGCGCCGCUGACCCCCGGCCCGCUACUAGUCGCACGUCGUCUGCAGCUUUGAGAAAGACGACUACGACAGGCGCCGCCCGCAAGACGAACGUGCUUGGUGCGAAGAAGACGACGAAGCUUGGAGCCAAGAAGGUAACUGGCGACGUCAUUGACUUUGAUGAGGCGGAGAAGCUGGCCAAGGAGGAGGCCGAUCGAAUCGCCAAGCUGGGAUACGAUCCCGAUGCGGAGGCAGAGCAGGCUCCUGCCAACUCCGGCUCUGCUGCCACCAUUAUUUCGCCCACUCCCGUCAGCCCCGCGCAGGGCGGCUCAUCACAUACUCGGCAGAAGUCGAACGUCGAGGUGGAAGUCGCUCGACUCGGUUUUGGCCAGAUUGGCGGCGGCUCCAAGGCUGCAGCUGCCAAGGACACAAAGAAGAAUACUGGCGGUUUUGGCUCCGUCGGUCCCGUCAAAGCCUCUACUGAUGACUCUGACAACUACGCCCGUAGCAAAUUCGGCACGCAGAAGGGCAUCUCGUCGGACGAAUAUUUUGGCAAGGGAGCAUACGACCCCAACUCGCAAGCCGAGGCCAAGGGGCGCCUCCAAGGGUUCGAGGGCGCGACGUCCAUUUCCUCCAACGCCUACUUUGGUCGCCCCGAGGACGAGCCCGAGGACGAGUACGGGGAUCUGGAGUCGGCCGCCAAGGACUUUGUGCGCAAGUUCGGCAUCACGGCCAGCGACGACCUGGAGAACCUGGGCAACCUGGUUGGCGAGGGUGCCACCCGCCUACAAGGUGCCAUCCGUCAGUACCUUGGCAACUAA